UCAAACUCAAGUUAUGAGGCUUUUGUGCCUGCUCGGCGUGCUCGCAUUGAUCCCGCUCGUCCUUGCCGAUUGCACAUGCGAGAGAGACAGCGAGGACCGCAACAAGGACGAGGCCCUCAAGUACAAGCUAGCGGCGAUAGCCUCGAUCCUCGUGGCGGGCGCAAUCGGGGUGUGCCUCCCGAUCGUUGGGAAGACGGUCCCGGCUCUGCACCCCGAGAGAAGUAUCUUUUUCAUCAUCAAGGCCUUCACGGCCGGGGUGAUAGCGUCCACCGGCUUCAUACACGUACUCCCGGAUGCCUUUGAGAACUUGACCUCGCCGUGCCUGAGCAAGACCCCAUGGGGGGAUUUCCCGUUCGCGGGGUUCGUGGCGAUGCUCGCCGCCCUCGGGACGCUGAUCGUGGACACUCUCGCAACUUCCUAUUAUAAGAAGUUGUACACCGACAAGGCCGGACCGGGUAAAAGCAUCGGAGAUGAAGAGAAGGCCGGAGAAAACCAAGGUCAUGUUCAUGGCCACUCUCACGGUUCGAUAUCGACAGACUCGAACUCGGAUCUCCUACGGCAUAGAGUGAUAUCUCAGGUGCUAGAGUUGGGGAUUGUGGUGCACUCAGUGAUCAUAGGGAUCUCGUUGGGAGCUUCGGAGAGUCCAAGCACAAUCAGGCCUCUUGUUGCUGCCUUGACCUUUCACCAAUUCUUUGAAGGCAUGGGCCUCGGUGGAUGCAUCUCUCAGGCCAAGUUUGAGACUCGGGCAAGUGCAAUCAUGGCGCUGUUUUUCUCCCUCACAACCCCAGUUGGCAUUGGUAUAGGAUUGGGAAUCACCAAUGUGUAUGAUGAGAACAGCCCAACCGCACUCAUUGUGGAGGGCAUCUUCAAUUCUGCAUCUUCAGGGAUAUUGAUUUACAUGGCCCUGGUCGAUCUUCUUGCUGCUGAUUUCUUGAGCCCUAAGCUGCAGAACAACGGGAGGCUCCUGUUUUGGUCCAAUGUAGCUCUUCUUCUUGGUGCUGGCUGUAUGUCUCUCUUGGCCAAAUGGGCUUGA
Syzygium oleosum is the source of this 1033-nucleotide messenger RNA. RefSeq names its product zinc transporter 5-like. The coding region runs from base 14 to 1033 and encodes 339 amino acids. Gene Ontology annotation, cellular component: plasma membrane. The record is from RefSeq and is a predicted model, not a curated record. The transcript has 3 exons. Gene Ontology annotation, molecular function: zinc ion transmembrane transporter activity. Gene Ontology annotation, biological process: zinc ion transmembrane transport. Lineage: Eukaryota; Viridiplantae; Streptophyta; Magnoliopsida; Myrtales; Myrtaceae.